This is a messenger RNA of Betta splendens (Siamese fighting fish), 2639 nucleotides long. RefSeq names its product myosin-9. The record is from RefSeq and is a predicted model, not a curated record. The transcript has 8 exons. Bases 171 to 1487 code for a protein of 438 amino acids. Lineage: Eukaryota; Metazoa; Chordata; Actinopteri; Anabantiformes; Osphronemidae.
CAAGUUGCUGCUGCGUCGUCCCGAUCGCGUUACCUGAUGAAUAAUGAAGGAUGCUCAGCGACAGCCUCCUCCCACUGAACCGUCCGUGUUGUUACAAAGUCCACCGUCGCCGCUCGAAGCUUCAGGAACAGGAUUCGUCGCUGCGGUGAAACGGCACCAAACUGGCAGAAAUGUCCUUAAAAGCCAGGUCUCAGUCGGACCUGCAGCAGACCGGGUCCUCGCUGGACGACGGCCUGAGCCGGUCCUUCUCCACCAGCAGCAGCAACCUCCACAAAGCAGGAGCGGACGAGGUCAAAGGUCAGUCCAGGAGCAUCAGGAGGCCGGUGAGGGCGGUGAGGCCGCUCAGCGCCGCCAGCGCCAGCGGCUCCUUCCUGCAGAUCAACCACCUGCAGGGAGAGCUGGUCCGAAAGAGGAAGGAAUGCGAAGAUCUGAGGAAGGAAAACAAGCACUUAUCAAAUGAGAUCCACAUGGAGAGGAUCACGAUGCGCACGGAGAACGAGCUCAUCAUGAGGAACCUCCGAAACCUGAACCAGGAGCUGCAGGCCCAAAUCAAAGAGCUCAAGCAGAAGCUCUAUCAGAGCCAGCAGAGGGCGGCGCUGUGCUCCCGGGCUGCAGGUGAAGCCGAGGAGUCCAGGAACGAGGCGGAGAAGAGCCGGGUGCUGACGGAGGCGCGGGCCCUCGCGUGUCAGAGGGACAGGGAGGCGUCUGAGGCCGACAGACGGCACCUGAGCGAGGAGCUGCAGCGGCUCAAAGACCAGCACACAAAAGUGCAGCUGUCACUGACACAAACAGAGAAGAACUGCUUCGAAAGCAGGCUGAAGCUGGAGCGGAUCACGGGUGAGAAACAGGCCCUGCUGCAGGAGAUCAGGAUCCUGGAGGGAGACAGGGAGGAGCUGAGGAACCAGCUGAGGCAGGUCACACAGGAGAACGCGCAGGUUAAAGAGAGUGAGAUCAGCUCGAGGCGCAGAGCGCUGGUGUCGGAGGAGGACAGUCAGAAGGCCCUUCAGGCCCAGCGGGAGGCCGACGCCGAGCGGCGCCUGGCGGAGAGGGAGCGGCAGGAGAGGACGGCCGAGUGCCUGAGCUGGAGGCAGCGCUACGGGGAACUGGCCGACCGGGUCCGAGCCCAGGAGGACCUCCGGGCUCUGAGGCAGAGCAAGGCCUGUCAGGCCAACAUCAGGAGCUAUUUCCUCUGCAUGACAGAGAGCGACCAGAGGGUGAAAAUCCUCAAAAACCCAGACGGCAGCGCAAGAAACUUCACGGAGGGAGACCCCGUGUACAUCUCCAGCCCUGAGUCCAGCACAGACGAGCCGGACAGGAGCUCAUCCAGGACCACGCUGAGGGUCUCGGCCCCUCACACGGGAAGGGACCCGGGUCCGAGUCACUUCGACGAGCUGCCGGCCUUCAGAGGAGAGCGGCCGGACUCGGCGCCGCCGUGCCGGAGCAGGAAGGUGGUGGAGUACUUCUGGAUCCCCGCGGAUCAGGAGUAGUUUGACUUGCAUCAACUCCUUUUGAUGAAAAGGUGCAGUUUGUAUUAGUGUAUGGUGUUUAAUGUUACCCAGUGUCUCGACUUCGUAUGAUGUGUGGCUGAUGUUGGAAGCAGCAUCCUUAAUAAAGGUGAAACCUACUUCUGGUGCUCAUGUACUGGUCUUUAUUGACAUUAAAGCAAUAGAGGUGCACAAUAUCGAUGAAUACCUUACAACAUGAUCCAUAUCCAUCGUCUUCUACACAGACACGGCUCAGAGCGUCACUACUAGGUAAAACCGGCCUUUUUAGUCACACACCAGCUAAAAUUUUUGCCAAUUUAAAGAAACAAAAUUUGAAAUUUGUUUUUCCAUGUAGAUUGUGGAUUAAGUAUCAAUUAAUGUCAUGACCACGCCGUUGUUUGUCCAAUGACUAAACAUGCUGCUCUUCCAUUCCUACAUAUUAAUACUUGUAAACCAUGUGACGCUUCUGUUAAUUUUUGUACAACCAGGCCAGGAGCAAACCAAAUUCAUCAGCAUCUACGUGUGCUGAGUUUUAUUCUUAGAUUCCAUUAUCCCAGCACAGAACAAACAAAAGCCCAUCUAACUAAGAGGUAGAAACACAGGCGACGUUAAAGGCGGCAAACCGAUGAUUAGUUCUCUUUUCAAUAUUGUAACAUUGGGAGGAUGAGUACGCAAGCACUGAUGUAAAGACGAUGAGAUGUAACUAAAAGGGGAGGAGCCUCCUGAUGAGGGAAAAACAAAUGGAAGAUGCUCAUCAGUCACCACGAAGAGCACUUUUAUUAAAAAGAAAACAAAAAAGUCUGAAAACAUUUUAGUAAGCACUGGUUGACCACACGCAUGUAUUUGCCAGCUCAGGCCUCACUCGCUUCACAUCAACCGUCAACGUCUGAAACACAGGCUGAACGCUGCAUGGAGGAGGUUCACCGUUCGGAUCCGCCUGGAUCCUUCUGCCAUCAGGUGUCACACGUAACACAGGCCCGAACAGAGGAUUCAAGCACAUUACUGACUAGACCUCAGCGUGGAACUAACCUUGGCCAAGAACCCUACCAAUUUCAUUUCUUUACGGGGGGAAGCCUACACAUCCUUAAAUAAAGCAGUUCACUAUCGAGUACAGUUCAAAUCAUCAAAGACUGAGCAGAAAUAAAACAAAAAACA